This is a messenger RNA of Sander lucioperca (pikeperch), 2776 nucleotides long. It is a transcript of the gene ebag9, whose product is annotated as estrogen receptor binding site associated antigen 9. Bases 436 to 1077 code for a protein of 213 amino acids. The record is from RefSeq and is a predicted model, not a curated record. The transcript has 9 exons. Gene Ontology annotation, cellular component: secretory granule. NCBI's taxonomy places the organism in Eukaryota, Metazoa, Chordata, Actinopteri, Perciformes, Percidae.
CGUACUGCACUUCCCUGUUCCUGCUCCUCCCAGCUCAAAGAUGGCAGCCAUGGGACAGAGAUGAGCGACGACAUGAAUUUAGGAGUUUUGUCAUGAAACCACAUUGGGGUGUACAGCUGUUACAUGCAUGGUUUUAACAUGACAGCGAUAUAGUUUGUCACUGUCAACGUGUCGUCUUACGAAGACAAUUAAAGGAUUCAGAAUAUCAUGUUUUCCUGUGGGCUAAGCUAGCAAGCAACGGUUAGCAAAUACAUGAACUUGUCUCUUGUGCCAUACAAGAAGAAAACAGCUGCUCUGAAUACGGUCUAUUGACAUCUUGCAAGAUUUGUUUUUUGAAAGGCAGCCCGCAAAACGCCCUACACUACGCCGUACACUUAACGGAAGUGCAGACGUUCCUCUGUUAGUUGCCGAUGAAAGGAUUCACUCAGUUUCAUCAUGGCCAUCACUCAGUUCCGUCUUUUCAAGAUCUGCACAUGUCUAGCCAGCUUACUUUCUUUCUUUAAAAGGUUGAUAUGCAGGAGUGGAAGGGGCCGCAAGCUCAGUGGGGAUCAAAUAACUCUUCCGACAACAGUGGAUUUUUCAUCAUCGGUACCAAAACAGCCAGAGAUUGAAGAAUGGAGCUCUUGGGAUGAAGAUGCUCCUACAAGCAUUAAGAUCGAAGGUGGCAACGGAAACCUUUCCCCUUCACCCAACGAGAUGGACGAAGAGCCCGACUACUUCAAAGACAUGACUCCCACCAUCAGGAAAACACAGAAGAUAGUGCUGAAGAAAAGGGAGCCUUUGAACUACCUGGUGCCUGAUGGCUCAGCAGGUUUCUCCAGCAGACUGGCAGCUUCUCAGGAUAUGAUGACCUUCAAUCCGCCCUCAGCUGAACUGGGAGAAAUGGACAACUGGCAGGAGGACACCAAUGCCUGGGAGGACGAGUCUGAUGCUGCCUGGGAGGCAGAGGAGGUGCUCAGACAAACGAAGAUGGCUGAGCGAGAAAAGCGGUCCAUGGAGCAGCAAAGGAAGAAGAUGGAGAAAGAUGCUCAGAGGAUGAUGAAGAAGGAGCAGAAGAUUGCCGUCAAGCUCUCGUAACAUUUUAGAAAUGCUCAAUUUUGAGCCAAAGGGAUGAGAGGGGGCAACGACACAGAAUCGAUCGUCACCCUGUCUUUAAAGUCAUCAAACCGACCAGGAUUACCACCCUACACAACUUAUCUGUUAGCAAAACUGUCCUCCUCCUCCACCCUGUUUCCACCAGCAGCCAUUUUAGUCCGUUUUCAAGCUGCAGCAGUGUAAAGUGCAUCAUUCUUGAGGGGAGAUAACACGUGGUGUACACCCGGUUCAUGUGGCAAAAGUCAUUUUGGUCUUCAAGAGAGAGCUGUAUUUAUGUGAUCCAGUUCAUCGUAGGUAAAUGGUUAGUUACAGCAUCAGAGGGUUCCAUUUAGACUCUGAUUAAAUCUGUCAGGUAGCAUAGAAAAAUGUUCAUUUUGGGGGUUUUUCAGGAACGUGUAAAUAAACAGAUACUUGUACUACCUUUUGAAACUCAAAUAGGAAGUACAAUUCCCUUUGUUUGUCUUAUUUAUAACCUCAAAGGAAAAAGGGGUGUAAUUAAUUUUAAGCAUCACUGUAUAACAGUGACAUCCCUUGGUUUGCUUGAUUAUUGUCUCUUUAUAAUUAUGUUUCUCGUUGUUUUUUUCUAAUGAAUGUUGCUUGAUAUUUCACAUUAUCUCCCUGUGCUGUGCAGCCCUUAGUACACUGGAAAUCUGGGUUUAAAUGAAGGCUGAAGAUUUUCAAUAAGAGUAUGGAUAAAUGACCAUAGAAUCUAGCCCAACUAUAAAUGUUAGCUGUGGGUUCCUAUGGUAAUCUCAUGGCUACUGAUCUGCCAUUCAUGCUUCUCCUUUAUCAGUUUUUGAUAUUGAAAGAAAGAGAAAAUCCAGUGAUCACUGCUUUGAUUUUUUUCUUUUCUUUUCCAGGGGCUGGGAGUGUUACUUUGCUCUUCAAUAGUUGACACGCUUACUGCUCAGACGCUGUUUUUCUAAAACAUGGAUCUCCAUCACAGUAUAAUCUCAGACUGGUUAUCUUGGCCUAUACGAAGAUGAAAAAAUAAAUUCUUGCUUACUUUCUCAUCUGAAAAUGUAAGGCAUAAGUUAAAGGUUUUGACUGAGCAUCCUGUUCUGCAUCAUUAUAAUGAAAUUACCAUUCAGUGUUGGGGAAAAAUCCGUACCAGUGGCAAUAGGCAAGCUGUUGUCAUGGAAACAUUGGAAAGUGAAAAAAAAAAAGGCCUAAUACAUGACUUGGGUGGAGGUGAGGGGGGCACGUUUCUAUACUAAAUGCUGCAAUUGGAAAAGCUUUGCAAGCUAUUUGAUGCUUCCAAAGAAAUACUGGGUUGAUGUCUGAUGUAUUGAUCCUUUAGAGGCCCUGAUUCUGCUGAAACUUAAAUGAUAAAAUGACUGAUUAUUAGUGCACGGUCAGGUUUAAGACAUGAAUUGAAGGGAAUUCAUCGGUAUGGAUUUGUGUUUUCUUUGGAAUUUUAUUUUUUUCAUUAAGAAAAGCUGCAUGUUCAGUUUUGUCAUUUUGCACAUUUGAGUUCUUCCAAAAAUGAAUGGCGGAGUACCCCUUGUUUCUCACUCAUUUAUCUCCUUCAUGUGUAAGACUUCCUGUUAUAAGAAAUGUCAUGGAUGAGCACAACUGAGGACCACAAGCUCAAUCAAUCCAGAAGGUUUGGCAGACUGUAUCUCUGCUGUAUCAGUUCUACACAGGUUUUUAAUAAAAUUAUUUGAUUCAUACCUCUAAA